CGGCCGCCGGAUAGUUCAGCGCAAACUUUCUAAAAAUGAUAAAGAUCUACUAUCUCUCCACAUGAUUAACGCUGAUAAUAAGGAAACCUCUCACUGCCCGAUAACCAAAUGACCAGCAGUUCCCCCGGAAGUGUCCAUAAGAGGCGCACAGACCGCAUUGCUGCUCUAAGGCUGCACACCACCACCACCACCAUCACCAGCACCUCCUUCCCACUAAAAACAUGCACGACCACGCCCCCAGAGGCACGCGCACAAGCGCAAGCUGAGACACACCUCCUCCUCCAUCACACAAACACGCUCACAAACACACACACGCACACACACACACGCUUACAAAGCCACAGGCGAGAGGGGGAGCAUCGCCGAGAGAUGCAGAAAACAUCACGGAGGACGAGCCUUCGCCUCCGGGAGACUUGAGGCAGGUGCUGCGGGGCUGGAGCUGCGGCGCACGGAGGGAAGGCUGCCUCCUCCUCCUCCUCCUCUUCCUCACCAUGUCCGCUGCAUCCGAGCAACUCUCCGACGAGACGCCUUCGUUUCCCGAUCGGGGUGCGUUACUUCAUUCCUUUCGCCCCCCAAAUCGUGUCGUCCCUGGCUCAAAGGCACCGGGUCAGCCAACAGAGGAUGGAGGGCCGUUGUGUUGAUCCUAUAUCACACUAACUGGAGAGGAUCGGAGUUCAUUUAAGAUGACACGAACACAUCCUCCUGAUAUACUGGUAUCAACUCUAUAUCCGGACAUUGCACUUAACCCUAUAUCUGACUACUCAGUUUCUCUUCAUUCCUCGAAGCAAUGUGACUUGAAAAUGAUUGAUAAAUCAGAGAUCAUCAACAAAAGACACUGCCGUAGUUUUGACUUCAUUGAGUCACUGGAUGAUCCACAGUCCUUCUCUUCCUCAAUGGAGUACCCUUACAAAAGAUCUGAGAAUCAGACUUUAAACAAAGAUCUCUGGAAUGGAAUAGAUCAGCCAGGACAUCUUCGCUUUUCAUCUCCUGAUCUUUUUAACACAAAGCAGUUCCAGCAGCAUUCUACCCAUGACAAAACCAGCUAUCUUACAUGGUCAGAUUCCAAAAAGAGAUCAAGAUCUAAAAGUGCUCCCAGAAUCAAGGCUACCCUUACACCUGUGCCCAUCUCUGUAUCUCCACAAGGGGCAAGGAAGGGGCGGGAUGGACCUCAUGCUUCGUCAGAUACCUUGAGAGCCCCUGAAAUUCAACGAGAUUCCUCAAACAGGGCAUUCUUGAAUGAAGUGCACCCAAUAAAGCUACAGCCUCACUCUCCACUUUUUGUCUCAGACUGUUUUGAAGAGGAAAAGCCAGACAAAUCUACUGUAACUCCUCAUGUUAGGUGUCGUGUGGACAUUAAGCCAGAUGCUUCUGUACUGCAGCACACUUCAAGGCAGUUUUCCAAUGUGCAAAAUGAACAUCCUUGGCAAAGGUACUCACAGGCUAGUAGUAGGGGAGGUUUGUAUGUGCCAAGGCAGAUUGUCUCUUCCCCAACACCAACUCCAAGUGAAUGCUACAGUGGAGAUUUUAGACCAGGAUAUUACUACACCACCAGCAUGUCCCCUGUUUCUUACCAGCAUCUAGACACGCACAGAAUGUCAUCACCAAUAGCACCAUAUCUGAGUCAGGAACAAAGAGCUUACUCAAAUCCAAACAUACCAACCAAGUUUUUCUACACAGAGGAUGCUGUUCGUUACCCUGUACAUCCAUAUUCAAGGACAUAUUUUCAGGAUGAUCGGUCUAGUCUAACAAGUUUUGGUAGUACAAUGACUAGUCAAUAUGAUCCAAGGACUCGAUGGGUGCACACACUUCCUGUGAGGUCUUAUUACACAGACCACCUAACCAACAGGGAACCAGCACACUCUGUAUACAGCAGGCCAUACUCCACAAGUGAGGCAGGGUCGUACUUUUCUCAAACUCCCCUUUCUACAGCAUACUAUGGAGAAGACAAUCGUUUCAAUCCAUACCAUACAGAUAACUCAAGGAUGUUUUAUUCCAAACCAGUCAGCACUCCAGAAGAACAGUAUUUUCCAUCCAGAUCAUAUCAUACAGAGGGUCGCAGACGCCCUCAAAUGUCCCAGGCCUUUUCAGACGACUGGUAUCGUUCAAGUAUUUCUGGUUACUCUAACCAGUCCUCUCAGAUCACACCACCAAGAGUCAGACAUGACCCUAGUAUACCCCCGUGGUUUACUAACAACUGUACAGACGCAAAUCGGUUAGGAAUGGAUGUAAAAAACCAUUCUAAGUCUUGGGACAACAUUCUCUACCCUCGACAUGACAGAGAGAAAGCAGUGCCACGUGGAAGAAGUUAUGAGAACCUAUUUUAUCAAGCAAGGCCUGGAGCAUCCUCUGAUAUUAAAUCAAAACCUGUUAUACUUAACCUUUCGAGUUCACCAAGGCGCUAUGCUGCUCUUUCUCUCUCAGAAACCUCUUUGGAGAAGGGUUACAGUAAUCCAUGGAGGAAUAACAAGAGUGGGAAUUGGUUUGUUACUCCGGAGAUCACAAUAACAGACAAUGAUUUAUCUUCAGGAAACAGCAGGAGACGUGAUGUACACUCUGUUAGCUGGAAUACAUUGGACCUUGAGAAGACCUCACCUCCAAGAGUUUUGGAUCAAAAGCAGCCCUCUAACAUAACGGACAUUAGCAAAGACAGGAAACACAACAAUUUUUCUCUCCAGCAAAGUCUAGAGCAACUAGAUGAACUCUUGGCUGAUUUAGUUGUUGAUUACAAACCACCAACCGGCAGAAAGACAAGUGAAAAUCUUUUAGACCAGUUAAAACAACUGAUCACUGAAGACGACAACAAAGAACAAGGUUCCUCUGGAGUAGAAAACUUAGGAAGUCCGAACACACAGCUCCCAUCCUCAAAAUCCAGCCCAGACACAGCCAAAGACCCUGAUAGUGGGUGUGAUGCUUUACAAAGGAGUGUGGAAGAAUGCUCGCCAGACCACAGCACAGAUGAAGAUGACACCAUGGUGUGUGCUAACAAAAAGUGCAACCGGAUUGAAAGUAUGUUUAAUGCUUGCUUGUACUUCAAGUCAUGUCAUAGUUGCUACACGUUUUACUGCUCACGAAACUGUCGCAGGGAUGACUGGGAGAUCCAUAAAGAGACAUGCCUGUAUGGCCAUGUAAGUAGUGUAUGUCGGCACACUCUUAAGUUCUGCAGGGAGAACUCAGAGAUCCAUAAAGCCUUCUCGCGCAUUGCUAAAGCUGGCUUCCUCUCAAGAGGGAGAGGCGUUCUUUUCCUUGGCUUCGCCAAUCCAGAGACAGCUGACAAUUUUCUGCAAGUUGGGCUUGAAAGCCUGCUUAUUUCGCCAACAUAUUUGUCUCUCAGAGAGCUGGAUGGCUUCAAGGACAACCUAGGUGAAUACUGCAAGGAACUGCAGCACGCAGGCAAUGAGUAUGACCCAAAUGAAUGUUUCCUUUUGAAUGUAUCCAUAGCCGUUGGUGAGCUAGUGCCUAACAGACCUUCACCAAGGGUCCAAAAUCCGACAGUUCGAAAAUAUGCAAAGGUGUCCUUGGCUUCUUCAAGUCCAGACAAAAAAGUACUGAAAAAGGAUAGUGAGAUGGAAACUCUGAUCCUCACUCCCCCUCCAGGCACACCAGACAUUGACAAGGAAGGGGAAGAGGGCAGAAAAGCCAGAGAGGUGUGCUUUGUCAAUAUCCAGCGUGAACUCAGGACCAGGGGAGUCUUCCUUCGUCAUGAGUACCCCAAAAUCUAUAAUCAGCUUUGUGAGUUCGUAGAGAGCAACAAAAGGUUCACUCCCACCACAAUUUAUCCAAUAGAUAAGAGAACAGGGAAACAGUUUAUGUGCAUGAUCAUGGCUGCAUCGGAGCCAAGAACACUAGACUGGCUGGGCACCCCUCAUCUCUUGGAUGAUAUCAUAUAGCAUAACACAAAAUAGACAAUGAUAUGAUAAUGAUGUCAGCUUCUUGUUGUACUUAUUGUAAAUACAGAGUUUGAUUUAGCAGAUUGAAAAUUGAUUUAGUGUGUACAAAUGUGACUAAUCUUUCUCUUUUGUCUCCUUUUUUCGCACACAUAACUUUUCAAAGAAGACAUACUUUUGGAGGUUUACCUGUUUAGCAGAUUUUGCUUCUGUUGCACCCAGCCUGCAUGCAGAUGAGGCAGAAUUCCAAUGAUCUGGGUGUUAAAGAUGUAGAAAGAUCAUAUAUGAAGCACACAAUAUUCAGGGAGUGCACAUGUAAUUGCCUCCACACCGUAGUUGGCACAGCUGAAUGACAUAGUGGUAACCUAUUUUUAAUUUCUCCAUUGAAUGUUAUACAAGAACACUAUAUCUCAUGUUGCAGUGGUUGUAGAAUUACAACUGUUAAGUAUUUUAACCUUAUUUCCUUGGUAUGCUGUAGUUGUGUAGAUAUUCUUUAACUAUUACUUUAUUGGUAAUUCGUUCAUAGACAGAGAUGUACAAUCAAACCAUGUGUUUGUUUUCCUACUUCAUUAAGGAUUUUUGUUGGAGCUUAUCUCAUCUUGUGAAAAGGCUUGAUGUCAAUCUUGUCUAAAUUGCUUUGUUUGAAAGUGGCCUUUAUUUGAAAACAAACAACUGCAUUUGACACAAAGCAAUGUAUGGAAGUAGCUAUUUCUAAAGGCUUGACAGAACUAGACUAAAGGUUGUUUGAAUUACUAUUGUAAAUAGACAAUUAUUUUGCCCAAAGCAUGUUAUUUAUAUUCAGGUAUUUUAAUAUUGCUACUGCUUAUAAGUAAAUGUAUGAUGUUAAUGAGAUAUCACUUGAUGCUUAGAAAUGUAAGAGGUACAAUAUAUCAUACAUUAUAUGAGGAAUUUUAGAAACGCCCUGACCUAGAGACCUUAUUGAAACUAAUGCCACAGUAUGUUCUUAAUUAAACCAUAUGCAAUGAAAGAGCAACCUUAACAUCUAUAUUGUGAAAUUCUAUUUUGCUAAAGAUAUGGAGCAAUUUCUGUCCAUUGAGAGCUGCAAAGACUUGCACUAAAACAAAAACUAUAAAACAAAAAUGUUCCUAACAUAGCUGCAGCACUGAUCUCAGACAUACCUGCUUGUACUACCAUUGUUCAUUAAUCUAAGGUUGCCCUUUUACUUGGUCAUACAUAUAUCUUUGUGCAAGACUUUCAUGAAGUUUAUAUUUUGUGAUGUUUAUAACCUCUAUAUAAAUAUGAAAUAAAUGGAAUUUAACAAGUGA
Molecule: messenger RNA, 5170 nt
Organism: Menidia menidia (Atlantic silverside)
Lineage: Eukaryota; Metazoa; Chordata; Actinopteri; Atheriniformes; Atherinopsidae
Source: the annotation of a GenBank genome assembly